AUGCCUGGUUGUGAAGUAUGUUUUGACUUGAAUCCUGGCUCCGAAGGUGGAUUGAUCAACUGGAAGAUUCAUAUUACAGAUGAUUGUGCCUGUGAAUUUCGUCUGGCUUUUGAAAGUGCUCAACUCAAAAACUCUGCUGGAACUCAAUGUUCGAGUUGCUCGAUGAUCCAAAGUGGAAUUAGCUUGAUUGAAAAGAAGUAUUCGACUAGAAAUCAUCGGAUAGAUGUGAAAGAAGGGGGGACUUUAAUUCUUCGUGAAGGGAUUCCACUGAUAUUGGAACUGAAAAACUUGCUACACUUCGAGUACUUUUCUAAAAGAGCACCAGAGGAACAAGUCCUUCCAUCAAGACUACUUGAUAUAAGAAAAAAAGCUCAUAAUGCAAUCGUUCCUGUGGAGGUUCAUAAAAACAACGGCUCGGAGGCAAGAAAAGCCAUCACACGUUAUGCGACACUCAGUCGUUGUUGGGGAAAAGUCCAGCUUCUGAAAACAACCAAGAGUUCUUUAAACAAACACAAAAAUGGAAUACGACCAAGCAUUCUUCCCAAAACUUUCCGCGAAUCGAUAAAAGUACUUCAAGCUCUCAGGAUUCACUAUGUAUGGAUAGACAGUUUGUGUAUAAUUCAAGACGACGAUGCGGACUGGAAGCGUGAGUCAGCAUGUAUGGCUGCCAUCUACUCUCACAGCUAUUUAAAUAUCGCUGCAACAGGUGCAAGAGAUAGUACGGGUGGAUGUCUUAACAUACGAUGUUUGAAGCAACUGUUAUUUAAAUUUGGAACAAAGUCAUACCCCAUCACCGAUCAAGGCAGGAAUAUUGAUUGGGGAAUUCGACUCCGCCCUUCAUUUGAAUCAGUCCAUCACCGUUACAAUAGUCGGGUGAGUUCUGAAACAGACCUUUUGGAUAAGAUAAAUACCCCUCUUUUGUCUCGAGCUUGGGUAUUUCAAGAACGACAAUUAGCACCGCGAACUUUACAUUUCCAUCCUUCCGAACUCGUAAUGGAGUGCAAAUCAGGUCUCCGCUAUGAAUGCACAGUUCUUGAAAGAAUGAACGAAGAUUCAGGCAGUAAUUCGAAGGAUCAAGAUAGCUUGGGACCUGAGGCUUACGAAACAUUCAAUGAAUGGAAUGAAUUGGUCAGAGAGCAUUCGCAAUUGUUGAUCACGAGGGAAUCAGACCGGUUGAUUGCGCUUAUUGGAAUUGCAACCCAAUUCCAGAAAAAAGUGAAUUGUGGAAAUCUAGCUGGACUAUGGAGCUCUGAUAUUGCAAAGGGCUUGUUGUGGGAUAUUACUGGAAGCCCUUACAUGAGAGAAAGAAAGGAUCUAAAACGUUUUGAAGAACCCUUUGCCCCCACUUGGUCCUGGGCCUCUCUGGUUCAAGGCGUAGGCACUUUCACCACCUCAGUUGUGUUUCAGCCAGGCCAAGUGCUCACACCCCACGAAAAUUUCAGAUACUUGGGGACCAAUUUGUCGUAUUCGGCCAGUGAUUGGCAUAAUAUGCAAGGCAAAGCUUAUAUCCAGAUCCAAUGUUUAGCUAUACCUGCCAUCGUGUACAAGGAACGAAAGCACCCCGGUGGUUCUGUCAGACCCAGACUUGUCUUCAGGAGUGAAUACAAUCGAAAAUUCGAAGCUAACUUGGAUAUGUCUCCAAUUAUCUCGACAGCUGAUGAGAUUUUCUCUGUUGCGAGCAGUACUGAUAUCUACCGUUUAGUAGUUGCAAGAAGAUAUCACACAGAUGAAAAUACCAACCAAAAAAAUUCCUGGCUACAUGUCCUAAUGUGCACAUCUUUGGAGACAACAACAACCAAAGAGAUCGAGACAAUAAGAAUUGGGGUCUGCAGCAUAUUUGAAGCUGAGACACCACUCAAGUUCGCGCAGGAUUUGGGUUUCAAGCUGCUAUGA
Botrytis porri is the source of this 1893-nucleotide messenger RNA. RefSeq lists its product as uncharacterized. The transcript is spliced from 2 exons. Lineage: Eukaryota; Fungi; Ascomycota; Leotiomycetes; Helotiales; Sclerotiniaceae. The record is from RefSeq and is a predicted model, not a curated record. Bases 1 to 1893 code for a protein of 630 amino acids.